Acipenser ruthenus (sterlet) is the source of this 1150-nucleotide messenger RNA. RefSeq lists its product as uncharacterized. NCBI's taxonomy places the organism in Eukaryota, Metazoa, Chordata, Actinopteri, Acipenseriformes, Acipenseridae. The transcript is spliced from 4 exons. Bases 93 to 506 code for a protein of 137 amino acids. The record is from RefSeq and is a predicted model, not a curated record.
ACAACAUUUAAGUGCAGUUCAGCACGUGUUUCCGGUUUGUGUUUUCAAACCUCGGUUACUGUUGCUGAGAUUGUUGGCUACCUGUUUUUAUAAUGUUCGCCUGUAGAUCUGUCAUUAGUAACACAAGGGGUUUGUUUAACAGGUUAAGUAAUCGAAUUUACAAAUCCAGGAUGGGAAACUUUACAUCCAGUCCAUCAGGUUCCUUCUCCAAUACAGCAUCUGCCAGCUUUGUUCAGGAAGUGGUUUCACGUAACUGCAUUGUGAUAUUCUCCAAAACCACAUGCCCUUCUUGUCGAUUGGCUAAAAACGUGUUUAACGAAAUCGGCACCCCGUAUAAGGUUCCAAGAGUGUUUGUAAAUGGUACAUGUAUUGGCGGCGGUUCAGAAACAAAAGAACUUCAUCAAAGAGGCAAGCUGUUGCCAUUGGUAGAGCAGUGUGCCCCGUGCUGUGAGGGAAGUGGAAUGGACGACUCAAGUGGGGCUCAGCCUGCCUCCUAUAACUUAUAAUGGGCCCUGGAAAUAUAAUCUCUUUGGACUGGCAAUGAGCAGAGCUUCUGUAUUAUUCAUACUGGUACAAGCAGGCUGCAUGUGUUUGUACUGUAUUUGUUUGUUUUUAAAUUAUCAGACAUCUUAUUUCCAACCAGUUUAGUUGAGAAUUUUAGUGAUUAUGUAGAGUGAAGAAUUUGGUGACUGUCAUGUUGUGGCAUUCAACCCAGAUAAAUCAUGCCUAUGCAUGAUCAUGCCUGAUUCACUACUGCUCUGACAUCUGAGCCAUCUUUAAAGUAGAGCUUGAAGGCCAUUCCAUAAUCCAUCUACCACUUUAAGUUACUGUAACAAUGAUUACAGUUAAAUUAAAUUAGCGCAGCUGCUAUUGCUUAUAUAUAUAUAUAUAUAUAUAUAUAUAUAUAUAUAUAUAUAUAUAUAUAUAUAUACAUGUGUGUAUAUAUGUAUAUCUACAGUGCCUUGCAAAAGUAUUCAGACCCCUGACCAAUUCUCUCAUAUUACUGAAUUACAAAUGGUACAUUGAAAUUUCGUUCUGUUUGAUAUUUUAUUUUAAAACACUGAAACUCAAAAUCAAUUAUUGUAAGGUGACAUUGGUUUUAUGUUGGGAAAUAUUUUUAAGAAAAAUAAAAAACUGAAAUAUCUUGCUU